This is a messenger RNA of Seriola aureovittata, 2460 nucleotides long. It is a transcript of the gene htr1aa, whose product is annotated as 5-hydroxytryptamine (serotonin) receptor 1A a. Gene Ontology annotation, biological process: regulation of hormone secretion; regulation of behavior; regulation of vasoconstriction. Bases 388 to 1671 code for a protein of 427 amino acids. Gene Ontology annotation, cellular component: plasma membrane. The transcript has a single exon. The record is from RefSeq and is a predicted model, not a curated record. Gene Ontology annotation, molecular function: G protein-coupled serotonin receptor activity. Lineage: Eukaryota; Metazoa; Chordata; Actinopteri; Carangiformes; Carangidae.
CAGGGGCACAGAACUCCAGGGCGACCUCCUCGCGGUCUGACGUACCCAAAGCUGCUGGUAUAAAUGAAUUCACGGCGUCACCAAGCUCAGAUGUUUCGCAGUACCAGUGAGCGCACCCGACUGUCAACACUCACCGGCUACAACACGCACAACACCCCUCUCUCACUCUCUCUCACAAACACACACACACACACACACACACACACUCACAAACACGCCUGCGUCAUGCGUCCUGGGAGCGACGGCACGAACUCGGUAACUCCGAUGGACCCCGGUAAAACGCCCAGCAGCAGCAGCAGUUUGAGAGGCUGACUGUGUCGAGUUUGUGCGUCCAGUAGCGUGUCCCCCCACUGCACUGGGAAAAGUUGCGCUGAGUGUGGUUGCAUUAUGGAUGUUAUAACAACAAGCAGCAACGACAGCAACGCGACCAACGGUUACCCUCACGGGGUGGACGUGGUUACCGACUGGGACGGGGGUGAGAAUGGCACCGGUUCUGGGUCUCUGCCUGAUCUGGAGCUGAGUUACCAGAUUAUCACCUCUCUUCUCCUGGCGUCCCUCAUCCUCUGCUCCAUAUUUGGCAACGCGUGCGUCGUGGCAGCCAUCGCCCUGGAGAGAUCUCUCCAGAAUGUGGCUAACUAUCUAAUCGGAUCCCUGGCCGUGACAGACCUCAUGGUAUCAGUGCUGGUUCUUCCAAUGGCCGCCCUCUACCAAGUUUUGAACAAGUGGACACUGGGACAAGAGAUCUGUGAUUUAUUCAUCUCCCUGGAUGUACUGUGUUGCACAUCAUCCAUCCUGCAUCUGUGCGCAAUUGCCUUGGACAGGUACUGGGCCAUAACAGACCCCAUUGACUAUGUAAAUAAACGGACACCAAGGCGAGCUGCACUCUUGAUUAGUGUGACUUGGCUGGUUGGUUUCUCCAUCUCUAUUCCGCCUAUGUUAGGCUGGAGAAGCGCCGAAGACAGGGCGAACCCCGACGCAUGCAGCAUCAGCCAGGACCCGGGCUACACCAUCUACUCCACAUUUGGGGCUUUUUACAUCCCCCUUAUCCUCAUGUUGGUCCUAUACGGGCGAAUAUUCAAGGCUGCUCGGUUUCGGAUUCGAAAGACGGUAAAGAAAACUGAGAAGACAAAAACAGUGCCAGAUAAGUGCUUGACUGUGUCACCGGCCAUCUUCCACAAGAAAACCAACGGGGAGGCCGGGGGCAAAGGCUGGAAGCGCUGCGACGAGUCUAAACCCAGCUCUCCGUGCGUAAACGGCGCGGUGAAGCAUGGAGAGGAGGGCGAGUCGCUGGAGAUCAUAGAAGUUAUCAGCAACUCAAAGACGCACCUGCCUCUGCCCAACACCCCUCAGUCCUCGCAGGGCUACGAAAACAUGAAUGAAAAGAACUCGGGGGCGAAGAGAAAGAUCGCGCUGGCCAGAGAACGUAAAACGGUGAAAACGCUGGGGAUAAUCAUGGGAACUUUCAUCUUCUGCUGGCUGCCCUUUUUCAUCGUCGCUCUGGUGUUGCCUUUCUGUGCAGAGAGCUGCUACAUGCCCGACUGGCUGGGCGCAGUCAUAAACUGGCUGGGCUACUCCAACUCUCUCCUCAACCCCAUCAUAUAUGCCUACUUCAACAAAGACUUCCAAAGUGCUUUCAAGAAGAUUAUAAAAUGCAAAUUCCACAGACCGUAACCACACACAGCGAAAACAUUUGUUUACUUAAAUGUGGAGUAAAUAAACGGACUGUAUGAAACUGCAAAAAAAAAAAAAAAAGUAAUACAGACUUUCAUUCAGGGACAUUCUCUUUUCGGUGUGUGUUUGAGAACCGUGUAAAAAAAAAGAAAACCCGGGGUCACUGGCCGCUGAUGAAAUGAGACAAGACAGGAACUCUCGCUCUUAAUGUACGAGCUCAUGUUUAUUCAGUGUUGUAGCUACAGUAUAUAGCCUAUGUGAGACGGCAGCCAUUGUUGUAUUGCCAUGCAAGACGUGUCAUGUGCUGAUUCCAUCCAUUUUAUCAUGAGACACGCGGGGUUUGCGUCCUACAUCAUGAGCUUUGUAGCCACUGAAACAAUAAAAGCAAUCAAAGUUUGUCCUUAAGAAAUAUGAGUCUAUUUUUAUUUAGAAAAAGAGGAAAGUAAUGAGCCAAGGGGAGAUUAGGGCCUACUAUGAACAAUGACAGUCUCACUUGGGACCCCUCUGGUCAUACAUCUUCAUAUGGAUCAUGAGGAAUGAAUCAUUUACCCUGUUGUUGAGAAAACAAAGCAGCCUGCAAUCUGCAAUUUAUCAAUCAAUGUGACAGGCCACACUGAUGAUGGGGGGUAGGGGGUGGAGGGUGAUCAGGUUGUCAGUGCAUGGUGUGUUUGAGGUAUGACCACGCUGUCUAUCCAUCAAAUCCAUCUCAUAGUCGAAAGCAAGAAGAGAUGGUUAAUUUGUUCUAAAAUGGGGGCAUGGAGGCUGGUAUUACAUUUAUAAUGUAAUAUG